AACCCACGCACCCACCCACCCACCCUCUCCCUCCCCCAUCGUUUCUUUCUUGCACCACCACUUCUAUAAGCUUUGCUUUGUUCUUUUGGGUUUUUUUAUUCCUUCCUCAAGAAUAAAUGUAUAUAUAAGUAGAGAGUGGGCUUUAAGAGGGCUCUUAUCUUUGUAGGGUUUCUUCAGCUUUGUAAAUAUUUUCAAUAUUUUUGUUGCAUGAAUUACAGCUCUUUGACCGAUCUUCUUGUUCAUUCGGGUAAUGCUUGAAGGUUGUUUUAAAAUCCGAAAACUGUAAAAUCCGUUUGUGGAACUGUGGUGUACUAAAGAAGGUAGCUUCUUUUAGCUGCAAAUUAGUGCAGUUAGAGGUUUCAGUAUUGGUGAAGUUUGGUUUGAGUCAAUAGUGAGUUGAAUCAUGGGUUAUAUUUGUGAUUUUUGUGGGGAGCAAAGGUCCAUGGUUUAUUGCCGGUCAGAUGCUGCAUGCUUAUGCUUAUCAUGCGAUCAAAUUGUUCAUUCUGCUAAUGCCUUGUCCAAGCGUCACUCACGGACCCUCUUAUGUGAAAGAUGCAAUUCACAACCUGCAUUAGUUAGACACGUGGAAGAAAGAAUCUCUCUUUGUCAGAAUUGUGAUUGGAUGGGCUAUGGCUCCUCAACAUCAGCUUCCACACGUAAAAGGCAAACGAUCAAUUGUUACUUUGGCUGUCCAUCAGUUUCUGAGCUUUCUUCAAAAUGGCCAUUCAUUUUAGACUUCCCUUCUGGGGGUGGAUCUACUUGUGAGCAGGAGUUGGGUUUAAUGAGCAUUGCUGAAAAUAGCACCAAAAACACCUGGGGUCCGACAGAGAAUACUAUUUGCCAUAGUGCAUCUGGAAUUGCUGGGGUUAAUGACAGGUGUGAAAUAGCUAAAUCAGGUGUUUGGCAUGAGGCUUCUUCAGUACCUGAAUCAAGCUCUGUGCCAAACAAUUUAGACCAGCCAACCAGAUCUCCAAAUUCAUCUUUGCCAAAGUUAUACUGUCCUGGGACUAAGUGUCCUGCACGCUAUGAAGAUGCUGAUCUUUAUGAGGACUUCAAUAUGGCUGAAAUGGAUUUGAAUCUUGAAAACUAUGAAGAACUAUUUGGUGUUACCCUCAAUAAUUCAGAAGAGCUUUUUGAGAAUGGUGGCAUUGAUAGCUUAUUUGGGACAAAGGACAUGCCCAUUGUUGAUUCCAAUUGUCAGGGUGCAGUUGCAGCUGAGGGGUCAUCAGUUGGACUGGUCAACACAAUACAGCCAACAUGCAGCAACGCACCAUCUCCUGGUUCUAUGAUUAGUACUAAGACUGAACCAAUCCUUUGUUUUACGGCAAGGCAAGGCCAUUCCAGCCUAUCAUUUUCUGGCCUUACUGGAGAGAGUAAUGCUGGAGAUUAUCAAGACUGUGGAGCAUCUUCAAUGCUUCUCAUGGGAGAGCCUUCAUGGUGUCCCCCAUGCCCUGAGAGUCCUUUACCUUCAGCUAACCGAAGUGAUGCGGUAAAGCGUUACAUGGAAAAGAAAAAGACACGCAAGUUUGAAAAGAAAGUGAGGUAUGCGUCUCGCAAAGCAAGGGCAGAUGUAAGAAGGCGUGUGAAGGGUCGUUUUGUCAAAGCUGGUGAUGCUUAUGAUUAUGACCCACUGAGCCAAACAAGAAGUUUCUGAGUGUGCAUUUGUAAACCAUGUUUUUUGGAAGAAUAAAAGGAAAGAAACCGAUCUUCAGUUUGGAGAGACUUGAUAUUAUUUCCUAAACAACAGAUGUUGAUACAUUAUUUUCCUUGUGCAAUGACAGGCUAUACGAUGGUAUCAUUGGGGUCCAGGUAUUUGUGGGGAGAAAAGGUGGAGUAUGGAAGUAAAGGAGCUGGUUUCUGAUGCUUCACCAAAAAGUUCUGAUAAACAGAAACGAAAGAUGGUUUCUGACAUCAUCCAUCAAGAUUGCCUGAUUGCCUUGCCUUGACACUGGAAGUUUUCAUUUCCUUUCCACUUCCCUGAGCAGCUUCAUCUGUUUCAUUUUUUACUCCAGGGAAAAUAUACAUAUUUGUCCGACCAUAAAAAUGCUCAAUGCUCAUAAUGCUGACUAUUAAUCCUCUAAGCUCCUGCUCAGGUCAGUUGCCAGGUUGGCCAAAGAUCUUGCCGUUGUAAUUUUUCUUUUAUUCUUUCUUUCUCUCCAUUUGACAUGUAUAUAUCACAGGAUUUAUACUUUUAGUUGAGAGGAUAUGAUGUCUGGCCUGAACCAGUUGUAGGGUAGGAGAAAACUAGAGUUGUGGGUUUGUAAAUAUGACCGGAUUGAUUAUAUAUGCUGUAUUUUUAA
Populus nigra (black poplar) is the source of this 2300-nucleotide messenger RNA. RefSeq names its product zinc finger protein CONSTANS-LIKE 9-like. The transcript has 5 exons. Lineage: Eukaryota; Viridiplantae; Streptophyta; Magnoliopsida; Malpighiales; Salicaceae. The record is from RefSeq and is a predicted model, not a curated record. The coding region runs from base 404 to 1654 and encodes 416 amino acids. Gene Ontology annotation, molecular function: protein binding; zinc ion binding.